GUUCACCGAGCGCCGGUAGCCUAAUCAGAAGAGAAUAUUGACAACGCGAUAUUGUAAUUCUAAAGUUGAGUAUUCAUUUCAACAUGCCACUCAAGAGCUUUCGCGUUGCAUUUCUACGAGGGCCAGCCGCUGUUAGAAGAACUUUAGCACAUCUUGAAAAAGAUCCGUUAAAGUUGAGAAAUAGAGUUCAGGUUUUGGCCUUACACUAUACAAAAAAUGAGAAAAACCACCAAGGAAUGAGCGAGUUUGCUUUCUGGAACCUCAGUCAACUUCAGUACAACAAUCCAAACGUUCAGAUUUUAUCAUUCAUCAACCAGACUCCGGCGCCAUUUUUCCGCGCAUUCUGUGACACAGGUGAGGACAUUCUGGUGGACGUUGACGGCUACGACAGAGUCUCUAUUAUUAAUCAUCUUCGCAAAGUCCUUUGCAAGUCUCCAGCAAAAAUCGCAGCCGAAGCCCUCAAGAAAGACCCCAUACAACCAAACCCCGCCCACUUCGGCUGGGGGUGCAAGCGACAGUGCAUAUGUACAACGUUAGGACAGGUGCCAUGUCCCGCUCUCAUCCCGCUACCGUACGCCUACCGCGGCAAGUACAGAGUGCGACCAGAACUGCUAGAGGACCUAGGGGAGGAGCGGGAGAUGCUGACCGAACAAGACAUAUGCGGACCUAAUUACCAGAUUGUCAUCAAUAAACAAGAACCUCCCAAGCAAGACUACGAAUAGUGUGGCACUUCAUGUAUAUAAAUUAUAUAAUCUUA
Hyalella azteca is the source of this 757-nucleotide messenger RNA. RefSeq names its product probable 28S ribosomal protein S25, mitochondrial (gene mRpS25). NCBI's taxonomy places the organism in Eukaryota, Metazoa, Arthropoda, Malacostraca, Amphipoda, Hyalellidae. Gene Ontology annotation, cellular component: mitochondrion. The coding region runs from base 84 to 722 and encodes 212 amino acids. The record is from RefSeq and is a predicted model, not a curated record. The transcript has 3 exons. Gene Ontology annotation, molecular function: structural constituent of ribosome.